CCGGCGCCGGGGCAGCUCCCAGCGGAGGCGCCGGGGACAUGGAGCGGACCUGAGCCGUGCGAGAGGCGGCGGAGCCCGCACCGGGAGCGGCACCGGGAGCGGCACCGGGAACGGCACCGGAGCGGGACCGGGACCCGGACCCGGGCGCAGCGCUGCAGCGCGGCGGAGCCGAUGUCCAUGAGGAGCCCCGUUUCUCCCCACCUGGAGCUCGAUGGGGCGGGCAGCAUGGUGAACUGCAGCAUCAAGACAGAGGAGAAGAAGGAGAGUGGCUACGAGAGCCCACCAGGGGCUGCCCCCAGCACUGAGCCCCAUCCCAACGACCCCCCAGGACCACCACCAAGAGAGGGCACAGACCCCCAGGCAUUGCCACAGGAAUCCUGCUCACCUGCUGGUGAUGCUCUGGAGCCGCGGUGCUCAGCCUUCGAGCCGGCUGUUGGCAGCCAGGAGAAGCUGGACUUCAACAAGAACUUAAAAGAGGUGAUGCCAACCAUUGAGAAAUUACUCUCCAGCGACUGGAAGGAGAGGCUGCUGGGCAGAAACGCUGCUGAGACCAAAGAAGUGAAGGGAACCCAGGAGAGCCUGGCAGAGAAAGAGCUCCAGCUGCUCGUCAUGAUCAACCAGCUGUCCACGCUGCGGGAUCAGCUCCUGACAGCCCACUCAGAGCAGAAGAACAUGGCUGCAAUGCUCUUUGAGAAGCAGCAGCAGCAGAUGGAGCUGGCACGGCAGCAGCAGGAGCAGAUUGCGAAGCAGCAGCAGCAACUCAUCCAGCAGCAGCACAAAAUCAACCUGCUGCAGCAACAGAUCCAGCAGGUCAACAUGCCCUACGUCAUGAUCCCUGCCUUCACCCCCAGCCAUCAGCCCCUUCCUGUGACCCAGGACCCCCAGAUAGCGCUGCCCAUCCAGCCCAUCCCCUGCAAGCCAGGUGAGUCGAGUCCCCAGGGUGCAGGAAUGCCUGCGGGGUGCCCUCAUCCCCCAACACUUCCUCUGUUCCCUGCAGUGGAUUACCCCGUGCAGCUGCUGCACAGCCCUCCUCCUCCCACGCUAAAGAGACCCAGCGGCUCUGGCCACCUCCAGAUGCAGGAGACCUCGCAGCCGCUGAACUUGACGGCCAAACCCAAAGGCUCCGAGCUCCCCAGUGCCUCCAGCUCACCCAGUUUGAAGAUGAGCAGCUGCCAGUCCCUCACACCGAGCCAUGGGGCUGUGCGAGACCUGCAGAGCAGCCCGUCCAACCUGCCCUUGGGAUUCUUGGGCGAGGGCGAUGCCAUCACCAAAGCCAUCCAGGAUGCACGGCAGCUGCUGCAUGGCCACAGUGGUGCCAUGGAGGGAGCGCUGAGCCACCCUUACCGCAAGGACCACGUUGGCAUCGAUGCUUCCCCUGUGAAGGAGAGGAUGGAGGAGACACCCACACACCGCCUGGAUGAGACUCUGCUGAGCUGUGAGAUGGACGGAACGCGGCAUUUCCCCGAGUCCAGGAACAACAACCACAUCAAACGGCCCAUGAACGCCUUCAUGGUGUGGGCGAAGGAUGAGAGGAGGAAGAUUUUGCAGGCCUUCCCAGAUAUGCACAACUCCAGCAUCAGCAAGAUCCUGGGUUCCCGCUGGAAAUCGAUGACAAACCAGGAGAAGCAGCCCUACUACGAGGAACAAGCCCGGCUGAGCCGGCAGCACUUGGAGAAAUAUCCCGACUAUAAGUACAAACCCCGACCCAAACGCACGUGCAUCGUGGAGGGGAAACGGCUGCGCGUGGGGGAAUACAAAGCGCUGAUGAGGAACCGGCGGCAGGAUGCCCGGCAGGGCUAUUUAAUAGGUCCUCAGGGCAGCCAGCUGCCCCCCGGCUCCUCGGAUGUGCUGUACCCUCGGCCGGUGGGCAUGCAGCUGCCGUCCCCGCUGAUGGAGCAUUACCUGCCCCGUGGUGUGGACCCCAGCAUGCCCGUCAUCGUCAGCGCUCGUAGCCUGAAGGAAGGUGACGGCGGAGGGGACGACGGGCACUCGGUGGCGGAUGGUGAGAUGUAUCGCUACAGCGAGGAGGAGGACUCGGAGGGAGAGGAGAAGAGCGAUGGAGAGCUGGUGGUGCUGACAGACUGAAGGGCCGGGUGGGGGGCAGCGGGGCUGGCUGGCACCAGGCGCUGGUGACCCCCGAUGCGGUGCAGGCAAAGAGCCAGCAGCUGCAGGGAUGAGAUGAGCAGUGGUGGGUGAUGGUGGGGGUUUGGGUACGUGGUGGUGCCAUUGGUGCUGUAGGGAAUGGGGCUCUGCAGCUUGGCUGAGAGCUGAUGGUUCAGGAGCCCUGCAGCCCCCAGUAAGGACCUGAGGAGAUGAUUGGGACGUGGGAAACCUCCAGCCCUGUAUUCCCUACCUAUGCCACCUGCCACCCCCUGGUCGUGGGGGCACCCGUAAGCUCAGCCCAGCCCUCUCCACCCCACUGCAGUUCCCCAUGACAGCCUGCCAGUGAAUUCCCAUGGAGCCUUUUUUAGCUCUUGCCUGACCCGAGUGCGAGCCAAGGGCACUGAGGAGCCCUUUAUGCUCCCGACGCUCUGUCCCACUUUGUAAAUAAAGCGGGUGCUGUUCCCUGGCUGUGCCCCAGCCCUUGGGCAGCCCCAGUGCACAGCACUGCUCUGGGUCCACGCAUCCCCCAGUGCCUCCUUUGCACCGCAGCUCUGUGAGCGCAGGCUUCACCCCAUGCAUCGUGGAAACAGCAGAGGAGGGGGGAAAGAAGGGGGGGGGAGAGGAAAAAAUAGCAGCGAUUUAAAGGGUAAAAAAAACACAAAAACACAAUAAUACCUGGCUCUGCUCAGCACCCGUGCACCCAGCGUGGGUGCAGCACUGGCUGUGCAUGCAGCACUGGGAGCAGCACGGAGCACAUGCACCGCCGUGUGGCAGCAGCCAGGCACAGCCGUGCUGCACGCAUCACACCUCUGCUAGGGGCUGCAGCAGCACUGCUGCUCCCUCGCACUCCAGGACCACAGCAGCCAGUGGGGGUCCUUUCUCUUUGCCCACCCCCCCCUUUUCUCAGUGCUUUAUUUAUUCCCCCCAUGGCACAGCUCAGGCUGGAUUGCGGCCGCGCGCACCGAAGGGGCAGCUCUUCCUCUCUCUGUUUUUUGUUUUUUUUGUUUUUUUUUUUUUUAAGACUGUAAAUAUAGAUAGAGCUUUAUUUUGUUAAUAAGACGACGAGUAACUUAACCUGUAUAUUUCACAUACUUGUUUACAAACUGCCCUCCCCACCCCUUGGCAUAAUAAAGAUGAUGUUUUGGA
Molecule: messenger RNA, 3249 nt
Organism: Phasianus colchicus (ring-necked pheasant)
Lineage: Eukaryota; Metazoa; Chordata; Aves; Galliformes; Phasianidae
Source: RefSeq, a predicted model, not a curated record